Molecule: messenger RNA, 11773 nt
Organism: Monodelphis domestica (gray short-tailed opossum)
Lineage: Eukaryota; Metazoa; Chordata; Mammalia; Didelphimorphia; Didelphidae
Gene: SUGCT
Product: succinyl-CoA:glutarate-CoA transferase
Cellular component (GO): mitochondrion
Molecular function (GO): succinate-hydroxymethylglutarate CoA-transferase activity
Source: RefSeq, a predicted model, not a curated record
CCGGAGCUCUCUCUCCAGGACUUCAUAUCGCCCCGCCCCAGAGGAGGUCCGAUUCUGCCAGGGCUCGCCCCGCCUGCCAGCUCCACGUCCAUUGGCGUCCCUGUAUAGGGCCGGAGCAGAUCGCUCAGGAUGUUGGCCGCCGGCGCUGCGUAUCGGUUCUGCUGGCGGACUACGUGCGUUUGGAGGCUCGGCUCCUGCCGAGGUAGUCCGAGGCGGCUCCGGAGCAGCUGCCCAAGUCCAGAUACGGACAACGUCAAGCCCUUGGAUGGUGUGAAGAUUCUGGAUCUCACCAGAGUCCUGGCCGGGCCUUUCAGCACUAUGAACUUGGGAGACCUGGGAGCCGAGGUGAUCAAGGUGGAAAGACCAGGAGCUGGCGAUGAUACUCGCACCUGGGGGCCACCUUUCGUGGGAUUGGAGAGCAUUUAUUUUCUCAGUGUUAACCGGAAUAAAAAGAGCAUCUCGGUCAACAUUAAGCACCCGAAGGGGAGGCAGAUCAUCCGAGAGCUUGCAGCUGUUUGUGAUGUGUUGGUGGAGAACUAUGUUCCUGGCAAGCUGUCGGAGAUGGGUCUGGGCUAUGAAGACCUAAAGGAGGUUGCCCCUCAUAUCAUCUACUGCUCCAUCACAGGUUACGGGCAGACGGGCCCGAUGAGCGCCAGAGCCGGGUACGACGCCGUCGCUUCGGCCAUUUCUGGUCUCCUGCACAUCACCGGGCCGGAGGACGGCGAUCCCGUGCGUCCGGGCGUGGCCAUGACCGAUCUGGCCACGGGGCUGUUUGCGACGGGCUCCAUCCUGGCGGGGCUCCUGCAGAGGCACCGGACGGGCCGAGGCCUCCACAUCGACUGCAACCUGCUGUCCUCCCAGGCUUUUCGAACCAAGGACGGCUAUCUUGUGGUUGGAGCCGGGAAUGACCAGCACUUUGUGACCAUGUGCAAGGUCCUGAACCUGCCGUCGCUCCUCGGGGACCCCAGAUACAGAACGAACGCGCUCCGGGUCCAGAACCGGGCCGAGCUGGUGGCGCUGCUGUCGGCACGGUUUGCAGAGGAAAUGACCCGCACCUGGCUCAGUCGAUUCGAAGGCAGUGGGAUCCCAUAUGGCCCAAUCAACAGCAUGCAGGAAGUGUUUGCUGAGCCUCAGGGCAUCCAGAAUAUAAACCCUGGUGUCUGAUUUUGUCUUCAGAACAGCCCUGAGAGGUAGGUGCUCUUGCUAGUCCCACUUUACAGAUGAGGAGACUGAGGCAGGCAACACUUGGGGGACUUUCCCAGGGUCUGACAGCAUUGCAGGACUUCCCAAGUUCCACAUCCAGGGCUUAAUCUAUUAUACUGUGCAGAUCCUAUUGAAGGGGGAAAUGAGGAGACGAUGCAUGCCAGGUGGGUCUUGGGGCUCGGGGGGAAGGGAGGUGCCCAAAGCCUGACAUUAGAUCGUUGGGUUCCAUUAUAAGUUGGGCAUGGCACUUCUUCAUUAGAAUGAAGACGGACACGUUCAUUGGCUUUCAGCUGGCUGCGUGGCUCCAUUCUAGAAACACAAGAGAAAUCCCCCUAAUGGAGCCAUGGCCAGACAUGGAAGGUUGUGCUACAGGUGUUGCCAACAGGAGCCCAAGUGGAGGGAAACGUGGGAUUUAGAUUUGAGACUCAUGGGCCGCCAUGCUGCUUGGACCCAAACCUUAGCGAGAUGUACAUUCCACUCAUCAAAAAUGUCCCAAGAAAUACAUAAAAUCCUUGAGUUGUGUCAACUUCUAAAGUCAUUUCAUGUUUGAUUAUAAAUAACUUGCAGAAGACAAGUUUGUUUUUCUCAUCUAUUGGCUUUUUCCAUGAUUGUGAAAGAGAUUUAUAUGAAAAACAGACCUUUAAAAAAUCUAUUUCAAAGCUUUGUGUGUGUGUUUUUCCAUGACAUGUUUGUAAAGUUAAUAGAAUAAUUGAUAUUACUAAGAGAAUUCCAAAAGGGAGGGCUCUUCAGUCUUUGCAAUUAAGCCAUGGUGCCCAAGAUGACUUGUUUUAUUACUAUUUACUGAAUACUUGCAGUCUGCCCAGGGCAGUCAAAACACAAAACUAGACCGUGUGUUUAGAGUCUGAAUAAAAGCACAAGAGACUUUUAUUACCCACAAGUAGUACAAAUAAGGGAACUGAGGCAGAUAGAGAUGAAGGGCCUUGCCAGGGUUACACUGCUGGGAAAUGUCUGAGGGUUGGAUUUGAACUCGGGUCUUUUUGACUGCAUGUCUAGCCCUCUAUCCACAGUGUUGCCUCGCUGCCACUCCCUCAUAGCAUUUAAACCACAUGGCUUGUUGAGUACCCACUUGUUUCUUUAAGCAUCAUUUUCUCUAAAUCCUGUGGAAGGUCAGAACACACUCAGCAAAAUCUAAUUAACCAUCAUUAGGACAAGACUGAGGAAUUGCUAGAAACUUUAGCCCCAUCUUAGCAUUUAGAUCAUCCCUGGGUUAGUGUAUUCCACAGAGGUCAUUAGAAAGCAUGUGAGAGGUUCGGAAACUCAUCUUGACCCCUUUUAGUGAGUUAAAUGGGAGUUACUUAAGGAAGCUACAUGUAUUCCCACAGCACCAGAUCAGCAGCCUUCUGUCCCUCCAGUGCCUGGGCCGUGUGUGUGUGUGUGUGUGUGUGUGUGUCUGUCUGUCUGUCUUUCUGUCUGUCUGUCUGUGAGAUGUCCAGUUAUUUCAGUCAGGUUUCAACUCUUCAUGACCCCAUUUGGGGUUUUCUUAGGAAAAGUACUGGUGUGGUUUGCCAUUGCUUUCUCCAACUCAUUUUACAGAUGAGGAAACUUGCCCAGGGUCACAUGGCUAGUAAGUGUCCGAGGCCAGAUUUGAACUAAGGAAGAGUUUUCCUAAUUCCAGGCCUUGUGCCAUCUAACUAGUGCACAUAGUAGGUACUUAAUAAAUAUUUGAUUGAUUGGUUCAAAAUUGAGUUCAUUGAUAACACUGUCACAGUCCUGGGGGUUAAUUUUGACUUUUCAAAAGCAAUGCCAUUGUUCCGAUCCACUGCAUGGCAGUGGACUAUGACUUGGGGGCUAGGAAAAUCCCUAAAUAAUCAAACAGAAAAGCAGCAUGAAGCUCUGACUUGGUUGUGUUUAAGGGUGGCACUUUAAAGUUCAGGAGGAACUCAAGGUCCAGGAUGCUGAACCAACAGAUUGAGCAGAAGUUUGGACAAUGGCUGUUGGUUAGUAGACUCUGACUCUCUUUCCUUGGUAUUUGAGGUAAUCAUGAGAUGAGGUUGGUGUGGACCCUGGGGAGACUUUUCUAGCUUCCUUUUCUGGCCAUGGGCCAUUCUUCUAUGUCUCCUGGCCCUGAUCCUCUCACCUCUGUCUUUGGGGGUAAGUGAUCCCUCUCCCUCUCCAUCCCCUUCCCUGUUCUGCCUCCUCCUUCACCUUCUCUUUCUGUCUUUCUUCUUCUGGUUCUGGCUCUCUUGCUCUUGUUCUCACUGUUCUUGGUUUUCUUCUUGAUUUUGUUCAAGCUCUUCUCAUUCUUCAUCUUCUUGUUCUCAUUGUUCUUGGUCUUUUUGUUCAAGCUCUUCUCAUUCUUGUUCUGAGUGUUGUUCUUGGUUUUGUUCUUGUUCGUUUCCUUCUAAUCUUGCUCUUCUUGUUGGUUUUGUUCAAUCUCUUCUCAUUCUUCUUGUGCUUAUUUCCCCUGUUCUUGUUUUUCCUUGUUUUUGUUCUUCACCUUCAUCUUGGUGUUGGUGACUUUUGUAGCUCUUCUUGUUCCCUUUCUUUUCCUGCUCUUUUUCAGUGCCUUCUUUGGCUCCUUCCUCCUUCCCUCCUCUGGCAGCAUGGAUGAGUAGCCAUUGCAACAUUCCCUAAAGGUUUAGGAGUCACUUUGGAUAGAUGGGUCUCUUCCUUCUGAACCCAAGAGGUCUUCUCUAGGCCACCCUGACUCUCCCUUUCUCUCUAGAGCAAAGUCACAUCAUCAUGGGUAAGCAAGCUCAUGAGUAAGACUUACGAGGGCCUCAAGAGCCCUGGUGCCUCUACCCAUAUGGAAGUGCAACAGCUUGCAUAGCAGGUGGAAGGGGAGUGUCUGCCCCUUUCCUAGCAGUCCCCCCAACCUCCUGGGCAUUCCACAGCACAAUUAGCUCAGAAAACUGGAAUGGAUUGCUCAACUUCAAUUCCAUUCUUCCUUUCCCAUAAUUCUUAAAUGAGCAUUAAUAGGAGCUACCAUCUUGAAGAAACAUUUCUAAAUGGCAUAGAAUCAGUCCUGAAUUUAAAGACGCAUAAACAUGAGUGCAGUGGUUAGCCCCCCAUUUCUCCCAGCUGGUACCAGUCACCGCUGGUCACUGCCUGAGUCUAGAGGAGCCCUGGGAGGGCUGCCACCCACUUUCCUGAGUCUCUAGAUGUGGAGCUUAUCUCCUGAAAUAGGCUUCACCUCCUCCAGAAGGAGGCUCUUCGUCCUCUCGGGGUUUGCCAUUUGGCCCCCAAAUGCUCACCACUGGUGUCUAAUGAACAUGUCUCAUUCAGUUAAGCCCUCUGCAACUCCCCCCCCCCCCAGUCUUUUCCCUUUCACACAUUCUUCAAGCCAGCUCGCUACAUGGACCUAAUUGCUGUCCUUUGCACGUGGUCCCCUCAUCUCCUCUCUCCAGGUCUUUGCCCCAGCAGUCCACUAGGACUGGAAUGCUUGGCCCCUUCACCUCGUCUUCUUGGUUCAAGACUCUGCUCAAAGCUCCCCUUCUGCAGGAGGCCCUUUCUGCCCUGGAUCCCCUGCCCCAGCUGCUAAUACCUUCCCCGUUCAGAUCACUUUUAUUUAUUCUGGGUGGGGGUACAUGGAUAUACACACAUGCAUAGAUGCCUAUAUAUGCAUAUGAAAACAUGUCCAUAGGCGUGUGUGUGUGUGUGUGUGUGUGUGUGUGUGUGUGUGUGUGUGUGUGUGUAGAGCGAGGUAGGGCAGAGGAUAGAACUCUUGACUUGGAGUCAGGAAGACCUGAAUUCAAAUCCAGCCUCAGACACUUACUAGCUGUGUGAACCUGAGCAAGUCCCUUCAUUUGUCUCAGCUCUGUUUCCUCAUCGUAAAAUGGGUUUAACAGUAGAACCUGUCUCUUAGAUUUUGUCGUGAGAAUAAAAUAAGGCCAUAUUAUAAAAGUACUUUGUAAGCCUUAAAGGGCUAAAUCAGUGAGCUUUGGGGCAUAUUGGCAUGUGUUUAUGUACACGUAUUUAAUGAUAUAUAUUAAAUAUGUGACAGAGACAGAGAGAGGAGGAGAGAGGGAAGGAGGGAGAACAGCCAUCGCCCUCAUUCGCCUCCUUUUGGGGCAAGUCUAACAAGAGGAGCAUCGCAGCCCCUCAGACAAACCGCGUCUCCCCAGCGCUCAUCUCUGUGACUGAUUUAACCAGCCAGAAGGCUGUUCCCCCCUUAGGUCCUUGCCCUUAGAACAGGAACUGUUGUUUGUCAGAAUUAUUGCCCUGAACGGUCCCCGAACGCCCAUCCCUCUUGCUGGAUUAGAGCUGGGAAUUACAAAUCUAGUCUAAUACCGGAAUGUAACGUUUAAAGCCCCGUUAUCAGAAUAUGAUGCUAUUUUCAAACAAUUUUUUUGGCCUAUUUAUAAGUGGCUGGUUAUCUAGAGAGGAAAAUGGGACUGCCUGCUGUUGGAGCCUUUCCUCGUGUUUAAUUGGUAGCCAGACUUGGCCACUGAGGCAGAGCUGGCCAGUCUUCGGAGGUCAUCUGUCCCUGUCUCCUCUUGUUCAGUUGCCUCCAUCACUGCCUGCCCACCCAGAGGUUCUCCAUGAUCUCUUAUGGACAUGUUUAUCGCAGGCCUUCAUUUACACCUGGGGAAACUGAGGCUUGUGGAGGUAAGCUGAUAAGCCUCCCAGGUGCUACACAAACCACGAAGCACCCACCGAGGCUGGGAUUUUUGCCUGGAUCUCCUUUCUGGGCAUCUUUCACUUACUCCUUGGAAGUUUGGUAUGCCUGUCCAUGUUCACCGCAGGGAAGGCAGCUGGACGGGUUUGCUAGGAAGAAACAGAGCUUGUGAGCAGCUCUUGCUGGUCCUCCUCCUGCUGCUGCUGAUUAUUAUUAUUUUUUGAAAGAAAACAUCUUCCAGCCGCUGACACAUGUGUAAGAAUCCUGAAACUCACCCUGGGAAAUUUUAUCAAGCUUUAGGGAAUGAGAUUGUCUAGAGAAUGAACCUGGAUUUCCAUGGAAAAUGAAUGGAAUCAGAGGGUUCUCCAAGGCCGAUCAGGAGAGCUCUCCUUCAGACAUGAGGCGGUUCCCCCAGGAGUGUGAUCAUAAAAGUCCCAUCUGUUUCCAUCUCUGCGUGUACUUUCUAAGAACAGCAAAGGUGAUGGGCGGAUGGAGCCCAGGAGGAGGAGGGGGUUCUAUCUGGAGAGCAGAGUUCCGCUCUGUCGGUCUGAAAUUAGGGAAAAGAGGAAGUUACUUUUAUUCUUGUGGCAGGGGGGCCCCUUCUCCCUUUAUUCCUCCUUCUCUUCCUAAUUUAUAACCAUUUCCUGAUUGACUUUCAUGGUACAUGCUCCUCCACCCCCAUGUUACUUGAUUCCAAGGCAGCUAAAGGACAGGGCUGCUCUCAGAGCUUAGAUCUAGGUCCCUGCUUGCACACGGAUCCAGUGACUAAUGGAUCAUGGAAGAUGGAGAUGGCCUUCUCAGCUGGACAGAUGGAAGUGGGGAUGGAGACAGAGACAGACAGAGAUAGGCAGAGAGACAGUGACAGAUAGAGACAGAGACAGAGAGAUGGAGGGAGCCAGACAGAGCCAGAAGACAGUCAGAAGGAAAGAGGCAGACAGACAGAGAUGGAGAGAGGGUGAGAGAGAGAGAGAGACAGACAGACAGACAGACAGGGAGAGAAAGAGAGACAGACAGACAGACAGGGAGAGAGAGAGAGAAGAGAAGAGAGAGGGGGGGAAGGGAGAGAAUAUAUGAGAAUGUAGCUGUACCAUUGGUUUUCUUGGUCUCUAAGCUAGGCAUCAAAGUGUGUGAAAGAUGAGCAAAUGACAGCUUUGUCCUAAGGUCAGGGUUGUUUUCCUUUCCCAGACCUCUGUUCCCCAGCCUCACCCUGCAGUGGACACAGAAGGAAAAGGUGCUACCUUCCCUCUCUCAGCUCCUAUGCCCCUCCCUCCUGCCCCAGAGCUCCGUUUCCUGACCUCUUCCUCCUUAUAUUAAUCAGCCACCUCAGGGAUUUGAGAUUUCCUGACCUAAUCACAGGAUUUGGGAAAUCCCAAUCUCUGUUUCUCCUGAAUCCUCUGUUUAUAUAAAAUGUGCCUCUGAUUACUCAGUGGGUACAUUGGGGGCGUACCUGUGUGUCCUCACAUCUGUCAUUGCUGAGCCAGAGUUGGGGUGUUUCUGGUUUGUUUCCUCCAUAGUGUAAGUAAAUUAUUCCUUCUUGUCAGAGCUAACAUGAGAUAAUUCACUUUCAUUCAGAAUCAGCAAUGGGGUCAAGAUGUGAUUAAAAUAACAUCCAUAAAGACAGCCAUGUUUCAUAGGACUGGAGCAACACAUGUGAGAUUUACCUGUGUGGAUGGCUUCCAGGUGCUGUCUUGUCCCAUCCUUCAGUUCCAGCUCUUUGCUUUUUUGGGCAGGCACAGCUACUGUCUCAUGGGGACCUGGCACUUGGGCACCCCUGGGAGGGAGAAUGCUCAGAAUUCAGAUGACUAUUAAUAAUAAUAGUAACAAAAAACAAUCAUUUACAAAGUGCUUUAAACUGGGAGAAACAAACACCACAUAUUUUCUAAUUGGAUCCUCACCACAACUGGGUGAGAUGUUUUAAAGGCAUGGGAUUUGAACCCUAAUCUUCCUGGACAAAAAUCCAGUGCUCUGUUCAUUAUUCAGGCUGCUAUAUUCUCCUAAGAAAUUUGUUCAGAAAUAUGAUAUUCCAAUACCAUUGACAGCUUCCUUCCCUUCCCCACAUGUUGAAACUCUAUGGUGGAUAAAUGGAAUGCCCAAAGAACACUUACACUGUUUCUGAGGCAGUGAUGGAUCCCAUCACAGAGACUUGGUUACUUGUCCUAUCUUUGCAAAGUGGGAGUGAAUACUAGUGCUUGAUUCAGUGCCUUUAAAAAUCCCUAAAAUUUUCUUCCUUUAACCAAUUUGAUCUUUUUUAAAAAAUAUUUUCAGAUUUGUUUCUUUUUUAGUUGCAGAGUUACAUGUAGUAAUCAUAUAUUUUAUAAAUAGUAAAUUAUUGAAAUAGAAAUUUUAAAAAAUUAUUAACUAAACAUAAUUAUUAAUUAUAUAUUAUGUAUAAUAGUCAUUUUAUUUAAUAAAUUUAAUAGUUAUUCCAAGAUAUUUCUGCCCCUGCCUCCCCUUCCUACACCAUAGAAGGUAUCACCUGGUAAACAGAUCUAUCUGUCUAUCUAUCUGUCUGCCUGUCUGCCUGUCUAUCUAUCUGUCUGCCUAUCUAUCUAUCUAUCUAUCUAUCUAUCUAUCUAUCUAUCUAUCUAUCUACAUUCAGUUCCUUCUCUGGAGGUAGACCUUCUAAAGUUAUUCUUCAAAUAUUAAUUCUUUAGCUCUAUGUAAUUUUCUCUUGGUUGUAUUCAUUUUACUCUUCAUUAUUUCAUGUAUGUCUUUCCAAGUUUCUUUUUUUUAAGCUAACCUACUCAUUGUUUCUUAUGGCACAGUAGUAUUUCAUCAUAAUUAUAUCUAAUGAUUGGUCCAGCCAUUCACCAAUGGAUGGCCAUCCCCUCAGUUUCCAGUUCUUUGAGAGUUCUUUCAGAAUCACAAAGAGAGCUACUACAAAUUUCUUGGAAUUCCUAGUUUCUUUCCUUUCCCCCUGAUCUUCUCAGGAAACAGACCCAGAUAAGAUUGGUUUCUUCAAAAAGUAGCUAAUGUAUGUAAGCAUUCUCAUCCCUUUGGAAAGAUAGACACACAGCCUGACUUAUUUCUCUGAUAGUGAUUUCCUACUAGGGACUUUUGGAUCCCAGAGACUUCUUUCAUACGCUACUUGUUGGUCCAACUAGAAUCAAUUUGAACUGGAGUUUCCUUUUACUGAAAGUAUGUGAACUGUGAUGGCAAACCUAUGGCAUGUGUGCCACAGAUGGCCCACAGAGUCGUCUCUGUGGGCAUACACACCAUUGCCUGCCAGAGUUUGUUACUAGAAAGGCAGAGGGACUAGGACCAAGCUGCUCCACUUCCCAUUUCCACCACACCUGAGGACAUUUCUUAAUUCGUCCAACCCUCUGCCCUGUACAGCCCAAUGGGAGUGCUUCCUCCCUUCUGUCUGGAGUAAGGUGGGGGUGUGAGAAGGAGGGACACUUGGACUCUAGGGUGGGCGGGGCAUAACAUGUGGUCUCUAAAAAGGUUUUCCAUCAUUGCCCUAGAACCUCUUCUCCCCAGCCCUUACUAUUUGCUUCUCUCUCCAUUCUCCCUUUAGCCCUCUCAUUCACUCCCAUGACUUCUGAAGCUACUUCCCUAAACUCUAUCUCCAGUCCUGACUUCUCAGCUAGCCCCACAGACCUAUAGUCAUACAGGCAACAAGCAAUAAACACUCUUUAUUUAGGGAGUCACAGAUCUACCAUAGUGAGGAGAUGCCUCCUUAGUCUCUAGACAUUCGGGGACAAUGAAAUGUUUCUGUAAAAAAUUGUAGAAAACAGGUCUUUUAUAUGAAAACAAAGAGGAAGAAGAGCUUGGAAAGAGGCAGAAGAUAAUCCUGGCAUCUGUCAGGGAGUGGAAGGGAGGAAAAUUGUGACAAGGAGGAGAAAGAGAAGAAGGAACACAGAACACUUGGAUCAAAGAAAUAAUUUGAGGUCUUUCCCCAAGGGGAGGGAGAAGACUCUCUGACUAAUCUCUGCAUUCAGCAUAGUCUCUGAAUCCCUAGUGCCUGCUUGCUCUCUAAUAAAUGAAGCUGGGGAUUCCCCAAAUGCUCUCAGUUGAGGGUCACCAAGGAAGGGGCUGUAGAAGAGGUAAGAUCAGAGGCUGCCACGGCCUUUAGUGUUGGGAGCAGCACAAUGAUGUGGGCUCCCUUCCUGGGACAGGAAAUCACUCAAGACUUAGGAAAUUGAUAACUGAUAGCCUCUUCUGUUGGUUACUGUGAUGACCAGGAUCACACCCGAAGGAGUCUGGGAAGCAUUGCUGCUAACUCUUGGGAAGUCCUCGUGAACGCCUGAAGGCAGCCAGGCCACGGUGCUUUUUUAACAUUUUUGUUUCUGUUGCUGAUCAAAGUCAAAGACUUCAGGAGAAAAUAAGGAGUUGGGAAGUAAAUAGCUGAUGAUGAAGAUGGUAGCUGGAGAUGGGCUGCGGAUUUAAAUACAAAUCGAUUAAACAGACCUAUCUAUCCACAUCCAUGCACUAAUAUUUAUUAAACAUCUACCGUGUGUGCAAGGCCCUGGAUUAGACAUCGAGAAUAAAGAGACAAAAGCCAAGCUCUCUUCUCCCACCUCUCAAGGAGACGACAUACCUUUUUAUUUCUUCGUUCCAUGGACAUUUAUUGGCCACCCAACGGGAAGGGAAUGGAACAGCAUCCCCUCCCAACUGCCUAAACUUCAGAGAAGCUGUUAGUGUUCCAGGUCCCAGAAUCCACCUUGUUCUUCCAUUUCAUCUUACUUUCUGUUGGGGAGGGGGUCAACAAUGGCAGACCUUUCCUCCGAGAUGGGCUCCCCUUGUGUGUUGUUUUUGCCAUUAGCCUGGGAGCUGUGGGAGCCCAGGGUCUGGUGGCCUUUUGCCUUCGUGUCCCUGACACACGGCUGGGGACGUGGUUCCAUUCAUCCUUCGUUUUGAAGAGGGCCAGACAACGCGGCGGGAUGGUGGACUUGCUCAUGAGUACUGCUUGGCUUGAUUUGGAUUUCCAAGUCAGCGAGGACCCAACACCCUCACGCUCCGGACUCGGAGGAAUUGGUUCCAAGUUUGGGAGAGACCUUAAAAAUUCAAUAUCCAGAGACUCGUCCUCCCUUUAUAAAGAGUUUGCUCUGGGAAUGAUCACGGAUGUUGCUCACGCCCCAGGUUCCACAAAUGUGGAUCUAAGCAUCAGCCACCAGGCAUUUCCUUGGGCCUCCACUAGGUCAGUGUUGAUUAGUGAAGAACUGAAGGCCUCAGUGGAAGUCCAGUGGUGGGGCAGGAGCCAAGAUGGCCUCUUCUUGGCGCCUCCCUUUGGGGGGGGGUGCACGCGAGCCUGAACUUUUCUUCAAAGGCGUCCCCGCGGCUUCAGGAAUCUUCUGAAUAAUCCAGCUGAAAAAAGGGACAAAAGAUGCAGACACACAAAUGUACAAGUAAGGGAACGAUUAACCUAACUGGCGAUCAUUUUGUCCAGGUUCCUGUCAUCCUCCACUGGAACAAAGUCCAUUUUAAUGGUUUUAUGCUAUUUAUGAAACGUGUCCAGACGGAUCUGCCGGGUUUGGGCUCAUUGACAAGCUGGUCUCCAGCCAGGUGCCCCAGCGUCUUGGGCCUUGCAGAGCCCCCUCCAGGGAGCCGUAACACCCCCCAUGAGAAGUCCUUAAAAGAACGUCCCACAGAGCUCUCCAGGGCUGCCUUUCCCCUUCCAUCCCCUCACAGGCCCCUGGAAGUCUGGGGAGCGUAGAUUUGGGGACCGAGCCAUAAAGAUGGCUGUCCGGUGCCCUUGGUCAUUGGGUUGGGGUUCCAUGAUGGCUGGCUCCCCUCUGGGGGGCUCCGGUGGCACCAAGUGGGCUGGGCCCUACCUCGUCAUUCGCCCACGGAGGAGGAUUUCUUUGGGUGCUCUGCUCGCUCCUCCCCCUCACCCCAGGACAUCCUUGUUUGCAUCAUCACCAGCCCAAUACAGGGAAGGGCGGAGGGUCUUGUUUUAGGAGAUAUAAAGCAGUUCACAUAAGAUUCUAAAGCUGAAUAUGAAAGGAAUCACAUGGCUAUGCAGCCAGCAAUAUAUUGCUUUUCUCCCCU